UCAUAGCGUGUGGUACGUUGUAACGUGAAUUAGAAAAAAAUUAACGCGACAUCGUGUAUUUAAUCGCAAAUACGCUUUACGUUUCUAUCGUUUAUAAUCUUUCGGUAGUCGAAGUUGCUUCAAAAAUACGAUCAUCGAUCGAACAAAUUAUUCAGAGUCCUCGAAAGAUUGGUUCAAUCGAUUUUAUAGUGUGUCCGUGUCGCGUCACCGUCGAUUUCCGUGUUUGUGACCAGCACAGCUUCCUUGAUGAUGCACAAUGAAUUCUGAAGAGCCAAACUUCGCGAACACGAGAACCCUGCACUUUCAGAAUCUCGAUAUAAGCGAGAAUGUCAAAGAAGAGAGCCCUCGGUCGGAACGGGGAAACAUCUUCGACAACGUUUAUAAAUUGACCACCACAGACAGAAAUCCGACAUGGUGGAAGAGGAGAUCGGCGUUGGAACGCGGUUUAACCGUGAUUGCAGUUUCCGGGGUGCUUGUGUGCAUCGCCUUAGCCGUUGCACUCGGCGUCCUGGCUGCGAAUACCGCAUCCUGCAGCUCGGCAGCGAGAAACGAACCCGUUAACACAGAGGGAUUACCAUCCACAGCCGAUGCCCUAAAUGGAUACCAGAGUUCAAAAGACAUUCAGAUAGUGGACCGAGGGCCACCCUGCGAUGAAAACGUGUGUUACACACCGGAAUGCAUUCACACCGCCUCUAGGAUAUUGAAGAACAUGGACCCAGAGGUAGAACCGUGCGAUGAUUUCUACGAUUUCGCUUGCGGCGGUUUCCUUAAGUCUACCAACAUUCCUGAUGACAAAACGAGCGUGAAUACGUUUACGGAAAUCAGUGACGAAUUGCAAAAUCAAUUACGGACCAGCAUCGAGGAGAAGAGUCCACCUAACGAGCCGAAAUCGUUCAGACUUGCGAAGAAUCUAUACAAAGCUUGUAUGAAUAAAACGGUGAUCGAGCAACAGGGUUUGGAUCCACUGAUAAAAAUCUUAGAAAAACUCGGUGGAUGGCCAGUGUUGGAAGGCGAUGAUUGGAACGAGACCGAAUUCAGUUGGACAGAUUCGGUGUACAGAUUCCGGAAGAUGGGUUACUCGGUCGACUAUUUCAUCGACUUCAGCAUCGGCGUCGAUCUGAAGAACAGCACGCAACGAAUAAUUGAUCUGGACCAAGCAUCCCUUGGGCUGUCUCGUGAAUAUUUGUCAAAGGGUUUCAAUGAUAAAAUCGUGCAAGCUUAUUAUAGCUACAUGGUUGACAUCGCGACAAUUCUUGGCGCUAAUAAAACUACUGCAAAGUCGGAAUUGAAGGAAUCGUUGGAAUUUGAAAUUAAACUUGCCAAUAUUUCAUUACCAAAUGAGAAGCGUCGUAAUGCUACCCUUCUUUACAACCCGAUGACGGUACGAGAAUUAUCGUUGACAUAUUCCAGCGUACCAUGGAAAGAAUAUUUCAACACCCUUUUAGCGCCGAAUGUUGAAGUAACCGAGGAUGAAGUCGUAAUCGUCAGCGUUCCUAGUUACAUAGCUAAUUUAGAGAAACUAUUAGACACUGUCCCGAAAAGGGUGCAAGCGAAUUAUGUAAUGUGGAGAGCGGCUGCUUCGUCGGUGAGCUAUCUUACCGAUGAAAUUCGAAAGAGGCAAUUGCAAUAUUCGACGGCUUUGAGCGGAAAAACGGAAAGGGAACCCAGAUGGAAGGAGUGCAUCGAUACGGUUUCCGGUAGCUUGGCCAUAAGCGUUGGCGCGAUGUACGUUAGAAAGUAUUUCAAGGAAGAUGCGAAGAAGAACGCUUUGGAAAUGGUAGCUGAUAUUAGAGAAGAAUUUACAGAAAUACUGAAAAAGGUCGAUUGGAUGGACGAUGACACAAGAAAGAGUGCCUUGAAGAAGGCAGCUUCUAUGUCCAGUCACAUCGCGUAUCCAGAUGAGUUACUAGACGACAAGAAAUUGGAAGAAUUCUAUGAAAAACUUGAACUAACAACCGAUAACUAUCUUGAGGGUAUUUUGAAUCUCACCCUCUUUGGGGUUGAAUAUUCAUUCAGUAAAUUAAGGAAACCUGUAAACAAGAGCGAUUGGGUUACCCAUGGAAGACCAGCUAUCGUCAAUGCUUUUUAUUCGUCUAUUGAAAACAGUAUCCAAUUCCCGGCUGGUAUCCUACAAGGUGCUUUCUUCAGUAACGAUCGACCGAGGUAUAUGAAUUACGGCGCCAUUGGGUUCGUCAUUGGCCAUGAAAUAACGCAUGGAUUUGAUGACCAAGGCAGACAAUUCGAUAAAGAUGGUAACUUGGUCGAUUGGUGGGCACCGCAAACAAAGGAAAAUUAUCUGGAAAGAGCUGAGUGUAUUAUUCAUCAAUAUGGAAACUACACAGUAGAAGACGUUGGCUUAAACUUAAAUGGCAUCAAUACACAGGGUGAAAAUAUAGCCGACAACGGUGGAAUAAAGGAAGCCUACUUGGCGUACAGGGAAUGGGUUAAACGAAACAAACCAGAACAAAAAUUACCAGGAAUGUCAUUUUCACCUGAACAAUUAUUCUGGAUAAGCGCAGCUAAUACCUGGUGCAGCAAGUACAGACCGGAAGCGAUGAAGCUUCGCAUCACCACCGGAUUCCAUAGUCCUGGUAAAUUCCGUGUUCUGGGACCCCUUUCGAAUAUGGAGGAAUUCUCAAAGGACUUCAAUUGCCCUCUCGGUUCCAAGAUGAACCCAGAGAAAAAGUGCGCCGUUUGGUAAAUGCGGAAAUUCCAGCUGUUUGACGUAUUGAAACUUGUUCUUCGAUACCCCGAAGAAGGACAUACACGAUGAAAAAAAGAUUCUAUUGAAAAGAACGAUUAUAUUCAAGAGAAAUUCUAUGAAUAAAGUUUGCUGUAUGUAUUUCGGAAUGAUAGUCAUGGAAUUUAUUUGGAAGAAUGAACAGUGAAGGUGUAUUAUUGAUAAUGGAACUGAUGGAAUUUAAUAGAAAGGUGCACGACCAUGAGGAGGAUCUCAGUGAGGUAUUUAAAAGAGGAUCCUCCUUCGUGAAUUGACUUGAAUUACAUGGUACACUUGGGUGCAAGUUAGGUUUCCUUUGGUUAAGGGUAAGUGUAGGUUUCUCCUAUUACUUGGGUGAUCCUAGGAGAACUUAGAUCCGAGGAGAAUCUAGAAGAACUUGAGGAAAUCUUAGGUAGAUCCUAGAAGAGUCUAUGGAGAUUCUAAGUAGAUUUUCGGGAGAUUCUAAAGGGAUCCUAGGUAGACCCUAGGGAGAUGCUAAGGGAAUCCUAGAGAGAUCCUAGAUAAACCCUAGGAAGCUGUUAAGGAAAUCCUACGGAGGUUUAGGGCACUCUCUCAUCUAUACAGUUCCUCUUAACUAAGGAAAGUCUAAAUUGCACGCGACCGUACCCGAUUAACAUUUUUCGCUAAUAUAAGUCUUUUUUAUAAGAGUGAAGCCAAGAUUUUCGCUGAGUAUUGUAAAUAAGAAGCGGCGAAACACAGGAAGGCGCGUCACGAUGAUUAUAAAUUUUAUACAAUUGCGUUUAGAGGUCGAUUAGGCCUGCGUGUCGUCGAGUGAAGAUGCAGAAAAAUGGAACAAGUUAAACUGUGAUGAUUAUGUAGGAAAUGACAAUAAAUAUUGAAACGGUCUUUCGAUUAAAGCUCCCACGAUGACGCGCGUAGAAAUGAUUUGUUAAUUUUAUUUUCAAACGACAAUCGUAUUAAUUGAUACACAAUAAUAGUUGACACAUGUUUUUUUUUUUGCUAUCUGUAUAAUAUUCGUUAGGCUCCGUUGAGCAGCAUAAGGUUGUUGAUUAGAGUUACCACUUCGAAGUACUUAGGCAAUGUAGUAUUAAUCAUAAUUUUUAAUAUACAGGCGACAAAAACAUAGCCUAUAGUUACUUUUAUACCGUUUUAUUAUUUACAUAUCAUAUAUAAAUAUAUGUAUCGCUUAAGCGUUAUCGUUUUGUUCUCCAUUACAGUGGCACUUGUACCGCAUAAGAAUUUAACAGUUAGAAUAACGUUACUCAUAUUUAUUGAAGUACCGUAUUAUUUUAAGUUCGAACAGAUAAAUGUAUUCAGUGUAUUUGUUGAGUAUAAAAUUUUAAUAUAAAAACAUUGAAAAAAAAAAAGAUUUCCAUCUUGUAAAUCUGAUAAGAUAUGUUUAAUUGAAAAGUCUAAUUUCGCAAAAUUAACUACUAAAAAUAAGUUGUAAAUAUGAAAAGUAGUAUAGGCAGUCGACUAUUAUCUACAUAUCUACCAUCUUAUGAAGCUUCGGUACCUGUAAGAUCACCGAAGUCGAGCUAAGUGGGCACGGUUCACGCCAAAGAUGGCUGUUGUUGGCAACCGAGGAAAGGCGGAAAGGGCGAGAAUAAGCGAUUGAAUGAGAAUAAUGAAAUGAAGAAGGUGGCAAUGCAAUGUAAAAGAAAAAAAAAAGUAUUGCGAAAUAAAUCGACAAAAAGUUCGUUGGGCAAAAGAGAGGGGCUAAAAAAGCCCCUAGAAAGCGCGCCAUUCCGGGGAGAAAUACCCCGGAUAAACCGUUAAAAAAUAAAAAAAUUUUAGCCGGUCAUUUUAGGAACUACAUUGAGUAAAACGAUGGAGGAUAAGUUGGAUGCUAAAUGCGAAAUAAGUAAUUAAUAAAUUUUAUUUUUAUUAAUUUAUA
Osmia lignaria (orchard mason bee) is the source of this 4598-nucleotide messenger RNA. It is a transcript of the gene Nep2, whose product is annotated as M13 family metallopeptidase neprilysin 2. Gene Ontology annotation, molecular function: metalloendopeptidase activity. Gene Ontology annotation, cellular component: plasma membrane. Lineage: Eukaryota; Metazoa; Arthropoda; Insecta; Hymenoptera; Megachilidae. The record is from RefSeq and is a predicted model, not a curated record. Gene Ontology annotation, biological process: protein processing.